CUGCAUUCUUCACUGAGCUCCUCUGAGCACACGUUGAUUUCAGUAUGGCACAAGGGCAUGAAAACGUAGGCGAGUUUCGUGAAAAAGACGAUAUCACAAUUCUUCUGCUUGGGACAGACGACAAGUGUAAGUGUUUGGUGGGAAAUAAAAUAAUUCAGUUGGACCAUUUCCAUCCAGGACCUUCCUUAUAUCAAGAAAUAUCCCUGGAGUUGCAAGACGGCGUGGUAACUGUUAUUAAUAUCCAGAAACAACCUUAUCAGUCAUUUCAAAAGAUUGAGAAAUGUAGAAAUUCAUCAUCUGAGCACCAGUGUAUAGUAUUUGUCCUGCAGCCUGACUGUGUUACUCAGUGGGAUGUGGAGUUAUUUCAAGAUUUUCAGAGGAAUUUUGGAAAGAAAAUGUUGCAAAACAUGAUAGUACUUCUUUUCAGCGAUAAAAAUAAGAGAUCAGCAAAGCCAGGCACUGAAACAGAUCAUUACCUGCAAUACAUUGUCCAACAAUGCCGGGGAAAAGCUUGUGAUUUUAACACAAAUAUGGAGUCAAAAGACUUGAUGAAACGACUGAUGAAAUGCUGGAAAAUUGGGCCUCAGAUGCAAAUAAACAAGCACGAAAGAUCCCACAGGCACACAAUUGCACAGAAUGAGCGGGAAGCAAUAAUACAAAAACUUGUUUCAGGGGCUGCAGCUGGUCCCAGCAAUUCUGCCCACAGACAGGAAAGAUCCAGAACAAGUGGGCAGCGGCGGAAUAAAUCAUUCAGUAUGAGACAUAUUGGAUUGACUCUCCGUGCCCGCUUGUCCUCUACAGGGGCUGCAGCUCAUCCAAGCAUCUCGGACAAUAGGACAGAUGAACGAGACCUCACUAGGACCGACACCAUGACUAUUGUGCUGCUGGGACAGACAGGAAGUGGGAAGAGUGCUACAGGAAACACCAUCCUGAGAAAGACUCAUUUUGAAUCUCGCGCCAGUUCUGUGCCAGUAACGCAGAUGUGUCAGAUGGCAGAGGCAACCAUUUGCGGACAAAAUAUCAGGGUCAUAGACACUCCAGAUUUCUUUUAUGAAGGCCUAAGAGACCAGCACAAACACAUAAGAAGGUGUCUAGAGCUCUCUCAGCCUGGGCCUGAUGCGUAUGUACUGGUCAUGGAGCUCGGCCGUUUCACAGAUGGAGAGAGACUGAUAGUUCGCAAUAUACAGAGAGUGUUUGGCGAGGAUGCUGUGAGAGAAAUCAUCAUUCUGUUUACAGGGAAAGAGAAACUAGGAGAAAAAACGGUGUCAGACUACAUUACAAAUACUAAUCCCCACCUGCAGGAGCUGGCCCGCAUCUGUGGGUCCAGAUGUCUUGCGUUUAACAACAAUGAUCGCAAGGAUCGACAGUUUCAGACACUGCUAGAGAUGGUUUCAGAAAUGAAGAGACAAAACGGAUGUACUGACAUCUGUGUACCUCACCCCCAAAAGGAAUCCUCAAAAAAAGAUUGCACAAUCAUGUAAACUAACUAAAUAUGGGGUCAGUUUUGGUCUAGUGGUUAGAGAGUUGGACUCGUAGUCUGAAGGGCGGCGGUUCAAUUCUCAGUGCUAUCAGGAAAUGACAGAAGUGCCCUUGAGCAAGACACCUUACCCCUGUUUGCUCUGCAGUGAUAG
Triplophysa dalaica is the source of this 1631-nucleotide messenger RNA. RefSeq names its product GTPase IMAP family member 7-like. Bases 45 to 1481 code for a protein of 478 amino acids. The transcript has 6 exons. Gene Ontology annotation, molecular function: GTP binding. The record is from RefSeq and is a predicted model, not a curated record. NCBI's taxonomy places the organism in Eukaryota, Metazoa, Chordata, Actinopteri, Cypriniformes, Nemacheilidae.